UUGUCUGAAUGGGCAGAGGCUAAAAGCAGCCGCUGCUGCUCUGCAGGCUGAAAUUGAGGGUGGGGGCAGCUGUAGCUGCCUUGGAAACCGCAGCUGCGACUCUGCUACCCCUGCUUGGGCAACCCUGCAAAGAGCCUAGCCCAGACAGCUCAGAGGCUGAAGCGCCAUCCUUUCUUCUGCAAGGCCUAAGAGGUGAGACAGCUCUUCGCAGCAGCCCCUGAGCAUCCUCUGCCCAUCUACGAAGGUAAAGAAAGGGGGUGCAACCACAUAAUGCAGAGAUGGGAGGAUGAAACCUUAAUAUUUUGGGCUUCAGAAUUGGCAACGUCGAGGUAAGGAAGUGAACACCCUAGCGGUUGGGCUAUAUGGUGGUAUGAGCAGCUCAUCAAAGCCGGUUUCAAAAGCGAAUUCUGUGUGACUGAUUGCAGAGCUGUCUAGACUAGAGGCCCAGAGCACCUGGAUCAGAGAGCCUGCGAUCAGAGACCAGCCCUACCUGGACAAGAACUAUUACGGAAAGCACCUGUUGCAGAGGCUAGGCUUGAAAUUAAGGUGGAGGCCAGUUUCUGAGCCCUGUUCCUACCCAAACGCAAGGAAGAGACUGCCGGGGAACGUUUCUUUGGAGGUUUCUGCAGAUUGGACUGUUUUUGUUUGCAGCAAGUCCAAGCGUCUUGUAUUCAGAUAUCCAAUUAUUGUCAGACAUGGCUAGCCUCCUUGCUAGAAUGGGUAACAGUCGCCGGCAGAAUGCAGCUUUUAUGCCUUUUGCCCAUUCCAUGCUGAGGGCCCUGGGGAGGAGUCUUGGUCCUUUGAUAGCCAACAUUGCAGAGAGAAAUAUACAGUCGUUCUCUGGGAGGGCAGAGCUAGGCCCCGGGGAAGAAACCUUUGAGAACUGGCUAAGCCAAGUCCAUGAGGUCCUACCAGAUUGGCCUAUGCCUGAAGAGGAAAAGAUCAAACGCCUGAUGAGAACCCUUAGGGGCCCUGCCCGGGAGGCUAUGCGUUUGUUCCAGGCUGACAAUCCCAAUCUAAAUGUGGCAGAAUUUUUGCGGGCAAUGAAGUUGCUAUUUGGGGAGUCAGAGAGCAGUAUGACAGCACAUGGCAAAUUUUUAAGCACCCUGCAGGCACAGGGAGAGAAACCAUCUCUGUACGCGAUUCGUUUAGAGGUGCAGCUGCAGAAUGCUAUCCAGGCAGGGGUCCUUCCUCAGAGUGAGGCGAACAGGACUCGCCUGCACCAGCUCCUUGUAGGGGCUGAGCUGAGUAGGGAGCUGCGCAUCAAGCUUAAGGGGCUUCUCCAAAUGCAUGCGCAUACUGAGCAGGAAUGCCUUCCUGACUUCCUGGAGUUAAUCAGGAUGAUCAGGGAGGAAGAGGAUUGGAAUGAGACUUUCCUUAGAAAUAAGAGGCCCAGAAGAUCUGAGACUGUAAUGGAGAGAGCUGCCAGCCCUGUCGUCUUUCAGGGCUCCCUGCCUAUAGUGAUAGGCAGUGCUGACUGUAACGUGAUAGAGAUAGAUGAUUCCCAGGAUGACUCAGAUGAAGAUGUGAUUCUGGUGGAGCCUGAGGACCCUCCACUCUUAUCCCCAGGUCCCUCAUCCCUGAGAGGCACAGCCAGUAGUCAGGAAGAAAUGCUAGUUAUUGAAUCCUCUGAUGACUUGGAUGAGGAGUCUCCUUCCACUAGCAGUGGUUCUGGGCAAAGGAAUAAUGGACCUGGGGAUCUAGGUAGAACCAGAAAGCGAAAGUACCCAAUCCGCUGUCCUCAUUGUGGUGAAGAGGGCCACGCCAAAGAAACCUGUGACAAUACCAGCAACAAGGGCCAGGUUUUUGAGAAUCUGAUAGUCACUCUGCAGGAGCUGACUCAUAUGGAGAGACCAAGACCCUCUGUACCAUACUAAGGUGUGAGACUCAGCCCCAGAUCAAUGUUUAAGUCUCCUCAGAAGCUAAUUCUAGAGGAAAAAGAGAUGGGGUGGGCUUCUAACAUAAGGAAUUCAUUUAAAACAAGCUUUUCUUUGGAGAAGAAAAAGCAAACUGGGAUACCAUGUAACAGAGAGGCAUGGACCCACAUCAUUCCUUGCUCAUUCCAUUAACUGCUUAAUGGUUGUUCCUCUGUGUGUCGUUCUCUGGUGAUUUUAAUCUAUCUGUGAAGUGGUAUCUUCUUGAACCUUCCAAAUGAAGUUAAAAAGAAAAAAACUAAAGUGCACAUUACCUGAAAAUCUCCCCCUGAUACAAUCCUUGUCAGCCCUUUGGUGAAUAUCCUGUAUACUUCCCUGUACCUGUGUGCCUAGGUAUUUAUGUAUUGAUAAAAGUGAUCACAUAUAAGUGCUGUUCUAUAUUAUGUAUUUUUUCAUCAGGCAGUAUAUAUUGUGGACUUCUAAAUAAAUGAAUAUAUAACCAUCUAAUGUCAUGCAUACUAUAUCUUUGGUGAAAACAAAUAAAAAGUGAAACUAAUUGUAACAACUACAGGAGGAGUGUUUUCUUUAAAGGUAAGAAGGGAAGUUGAAAUGAGUGACAUAUCUCUUCAACACUUGUUAUAGCUACUGGCCUGCCCCCUAGUUCACACAGCCAUCUGCACCAAAUAGUUAAUGUCUCAGUGUCCUCAAACAUAGCUUGAGAAGUCUGACCAUGGCCCAAAAGAGGAGGCAUCCCUACGUGUCUUCUGCCUCACCCUUGGCCUGAGAGCAGAAGCUGAAGCUGACUUCUGGUAUCUGUCUUCUUGUGGGUAUAUUAGCCUUUUACUGAAAAACCUGAUGGAGAAUGACUGCAUAUAAGGCUGACAGCAGACUGUAAAUGAAUGCUGAUCUAAGGAUAUGAAGCAUUUGUAAAAGACUUAUUUUUAUUUGAAGUAUAGGACUUUUUGCCUGCAUGUAUUAUAAGCCUACAGAGGCCAGAAGAUGGGAUCAGAUCCCCUGUACCCAGAGUUUGUAAGUCACCAUAUGGGUAGGUAUUGUGCAAAAAAUCUAGGUCUCCAAGGGCAUAAAGUGUUCUUGACUGCUGAGAUACCUCUGUAGUCUGACUCAUUUUACCCCAAUAGGGUUUGCACAGGUCUGUCUGAGAAGGGGGUGUACAGCAGUGGUAGCUGGCUUGUCGGGGACAGAAGUAGAGGCCAGGUGCUACAUCAAGCUAUACAGCCUUCCCUGGGAUUCUGCACUCACAACUGGCCUUCAGUGCUUCUCCUAGAAUCACCCUUCUUGGCCCUGCCUGGCCCCAGCCUCCUGUCCUGUUCCAUCCCUACCCCCACAAGGUCAUUUUGCACCCCCUCCUUUAUUGAAGCCACACUCCUUUCUUGGUGAUGGAGGAGGCUCACCCUUUUGUUCUGCCAGUGACCAUCUCCCCUGCUCCCAGCACUUCACGUGUUGUCCCAAAGCCUCAGCCUCCUUCAGUUUCAAGGCCAGGAGAGUAGAAAGCUUUGCAUUCCUGGGAAAGAGCUUGCCAGGGGGAGGGGUAUUUCUUGCAUCUUUCUGCAAGAAUUCUGGGCACUUGGCAGUCACAUCCAUAUCUCAAGAGUCAGAACGGGCACCUCCCCUACCUCUUCCUGACUAGGACACUCAGGCCUACAAAGUCACAUGGUCCUCAACGUUCUUUCGGAUUUAUAGCUCUUAUUUGUUCUCUACAACUUUCAAAUCUAUCCUGAUUCCCAGAUUAUAAGAUCAUUUCUGCCUGGGCUGCUCUGUUUGGGGGGGGGGAGUUCCCCAGAUUUACAGGUUCCCUUAGAAAGUAGCUAGCUUUGAGAAGAAAUACAUGCUAUAUCCACACGGCCAUCCUCAUUACGGUUACCUCGGAAGUCCAGGGUGAACUGCUGAUUGGAAAAGCUGCUCUGUAACUCAUCCUUUCUUCCUUCCCCACCCUUUCAGCUAUACAAACCUGGAAGUGUGCGAAUUUUCAUUUCACCAAACAUGAUGCAAAGCUGAUCAUUUCUAUUUUACUUUGUGGGACACUGAAUUUUCCUUUAUUCAAGAAAAAAUACGUACAGACUUUCUGUGUGAUGGCUGGCUUAGUACUGUUACCCUCCUAGUGGCUGCUAAGCCCUGCCAAUUAUCCAGUGCCUGCUGCUACCCUCAAGGCCACACCAUGGAGUUCUUUGAUAAAGCAGCCCUGAAUAUGAUGCAGCCUCCAGAGUUUAGAAAUGAAAAGAAAAUUCUUUAUCUCUAGCUUCAACCUUGAAGACACUCCUGUUCUUUACAGCUUUAAGGAUCACAGUUCCUAUCUAGCUGUAUUUUAUAACUAAAUCUUACAUAUUUGAAGGUGCCCUUGGAAUUUC
Arvicanthis niloticus (Nile rat) is the source of this 4240-nucleotide messenger RNA. Lineage: Eukaryota; Metazoa; Chordata; Mammalia; Rodentia; Muridae. The record is from RefSeq and is a predicted model, not a curated record.